Theobroma umbraticum is the source of this 629-nucleotide messenger RNA. The record is from RefSeq and is a predicted model, not a curated record. NCBI's taxonomy places the organism in Eukaryota, Viridiplantae, Streptophyta, Magnoliopsida, Malvales, Malvaceae.
UGCAAUCCAUGGAAAGAGGAUAUAAGGCACGUUGCUUUGCAACCAUUUUGCAAUUGCUAGCUUAAUAAUCAAAGCAGUGUAUUCAUGUCUGCACUUAAUACCACAUCGACCCCAACAAUGAGACCACGCUUCAGGCUAAAGAGAAAGAUUGCAAUGAAAGGUGUGACGACCAGAUUUAGAAGGAUGAAGACAGAUAUGGAAGAGAUAAGCAGAGAGCAGGAAAGCAUUAAGGAAGGGCAAAGGCAAGUUCGAGCGAAAUUCGAAGCAAUACAAGGAGAAUGUGAGAGGCUGAGGGAAGAAACUAACAACAUAAUCCAACAAAGUGCUAUGACUCAAAUUCGCCUUGGUAUCAUGUUCAACAUCCUCAAGGCACGAGAAGAAGGCAAUUUUGCUAGGGCUUCUAACCUAACUCAGCUGCUUCGGUCAGUUUAAUCCUUGUUUAAGCCAAGAUUACGUAAUGUAAUUUUUAUUCUCCCUUCUUUGUAAGAUAAAUAAUAGGAAAGGGAUGAUAGUCAGAAGCCGUUGUCGAUCUAUUUGGUUAGAAAUCUUAAGUUUGGGGUCAUGUAGUUAUUGUCUUGUUAAAGCUUUAAUUUGUUUAUGUAAAUUGAAUACUUGUUUUGAAUCCUUUA